Lactuca saligna is the source of this 960-nucleotide messenger RNA. NCBI's taxonomy places the organism in Eukaryota, Viridiplantae, Streptophyta, Magnoliopsida, Asterales, Asteraceae. The record is from the annotation of a GenBank genome assembly.
AUGGAAGGGGAGAUGAUGGUAACGAUGAUGACAAUCAAUGGAAGAACAGCAACCUUCCAUGAAAAAGAUCAUUCUUACUCCACUCUCAUAUCUAUCCCUAUCCCUACCCCUACCCCAGCCCCAACCUGGAAACUGUACGAAAAUCCGUUCUAUAGUUGUCCUCAAAACCACCAUCAAAAUCAAGAAAAGAAAGAACAAGAACAAGAGGUAGAAGUGGGUCAGAAGAAGCAACUCCAUCUUCUUCAUUUGCCUGUUUCCACGCGUAAGAUUGCGACAUCUUUCUGGGAUCUUACAUUCAUCAAGCCAUUCAUGGAUUCAGAGCUCGACACUGCUCGAGCACAGAUCAUGGAGCUCAAAGAACAUCUUGAGAACGAACGAAAAGCUCGUAAAAAGGCAGAGUCUAUCAACAAGAAGCUGAGAAAGGAGCUGAAAGGAAAGGAUGCAUUGGAGAAAGUAUGCGAAGAGCUUGCAGCGGAGGUGUCAUGUAGUAAGGCUGAGAUAAGCAGGUUAAAGAUAGACAUGGAAGAGGAGAGGAAGAUGUUGCGUGUGGCUGAAGUAUUGAGAGAGGAAAGGGUCCAGAUGAAGCUCAGUGACGCAAAAAUCAUGUUAGAAGAAAGGAUAUCGGAAUUGGAAAUCACCAAAAUGAUCCACAAGAAGAAUGAUGGAGAUCAUCAUCGGGAACAAAAAGAGCAGAAUAAAUGUCUUGUUCUUUCGAAAGAGAACCGCAGUGUCAUAUCUGAAAAAUCACUGAAAUUAAAAGGUAGAAAGGUGUCAUUAGAGCCCGAAAAUCCUCACAUAAAACGUGGAAUCCGAGGGUUUGUGGAAUUCCCGCGAGUUGUUAAGGCGAUCGGGUCAAGAGGCAGACAUUUGGGUACAAAAUUGGAAUGCCAGAAGGCUCAACUCAUGAUACUUCUAAAACAGAAGACACAAAUCCAGUCCAACAAUCUAAUCAUGAAUUAA